Porites lobata is the source of this 936-nucleotide messenger RNA. The record is from the annotation of a GenBank genome assembly. NCBI's taxonomy places the organism in Eukaryota, Metazoa, Cnidaria, Anthozoa, Scleractinia, Poritidae.
AUGGCAAAUUUUACAAGUAACCAUACGCAAACGUCCGGGCGUGUUUUGCUCGAGCCCCUGGAUACUUGGUACUGGGUGAUUCGAGGAAUCAUCGCCAUUUUAACCAUUACAGGUAACGGACUCGUCAUUUAUCUCAUCGUUUCCAAGCGGCGACUAUGGGCGACAAACAACUGGUUUGUGUUGUCAUUAGCUGUUGCUGACUUUUGCGUCGGUUUGUUCAUCACAACCACUGGAGCCGCGUGCACAUUCCAUUUCAGAUGCGACUGGCGCUUACAGCUUGUAUUUUACAACUUCUUCUUAUUUUCCAGCACAACUAAUCUGUGGACAGUGGCAAUCGAUAGAUAUAUUGGGAUUGUCUACUCUUUGAGAUACAGAUCACUCAUGACGAACACGCGAGUCGUUUUAGCGGUGGCAGCAUCGUGGAGUACGUCUUUCGUUGCAGCAUUCGUGCGCCUACUAUGGUUGCAUGACCAACAACUCUAUCGAGCUAUUGAUAAGUACUAUCGCGUGAUUGCAGAUUUCUUCCUUGGAGCUGUAUCAUGCGUAGUACUCACAUUUAUUUAUCUUCGCGUCUUGCUGAUUUCAAGGAGUAUAGCGAAAAAAAUAGUCGCGCAAGCAAAUGAAAUCACCCAUAACUACAAACCAAAUAAUGUACGGUCUAAAAGGCAUGCUCGACUCAAUUUAUCAACAAAGUUUUUUGGCUCUUUGGUUUUACUAUUUGUUGUUUGCAACAGUGUUAGCAUCUACAUUUCACUCUGCAAAAUUUUCAAGGUUGGCUAUCUCAAUCCUACAAUCUCCACUCUCGCGUAUUUGCUCGUCCACUGUAACUCUGCCAUGAAUUUUGCUGCCUACGCGUUCAUGAAAAGAGACAUUCGCCGGGAACUACGACGCAAGUACCGCUUUUCUCAGUUUGUGGAAUUAAGCUACCUGUCUCGA